Fonsecaea monophora is the source of this 321-nucleotide messenger RNA. RefSeq lists its product as hypothetical. The record is from RefSeq and is a predicted model, not a curated record. The transcript has 4 exons. The coding region runs from base 1 to 321 and encodes 106 amino acids. Gene Ontology annotation, biological process: mitochondrial electron transport, NADH to ubiquinone. Lineage: Eukaryota; Fungi; Ascomycota; Eurotiomycetes; Chaetothyriales; Herpotrichiellaceae.
AUGGCAACUCUCAGUCCUCACGUCAAGGCUGUCCGAAACCUUUACCGGCGGUCGCUGAAGCUUGCGCUUGACUGGGCCGUGCAGCGAAACCUCUGGCGCGGCCAAGCAGUAUAUAUCCGGUCACUCUUUGAUGCGAACAGAAAUAUCACAGAUCCAAGACAACAAAGAAUCCUCUUUAAUGAGACGGAAAAACUGCUACGGAAAUGGAAGCACCCCGACCCUUACAGACCACCAACUGCCCCAGGAGGCUCGAAAUAUGAACGAAAUCUACCAGCCCCAGACUUGCCGCCACCAUCGAGAGAGUUUGUCAAGAGGUUAUGA